AUGGCUGAGAAGGAUACAGUGAAUUUGAUCAAAUUAGACGGGACGAACUAUCAAAUGUGGAAGUUUGGUAUCACGUUCUUACUCGACUCGAAAGACUUGUCAGAUUUUGUUGAUGGAACAGUCGAAGAACCUGACAAGGUGACAAAGUUGGCUGAUUGGAAAAUGUGGCGCAAGAAUAGAUCACAGGCAGCAGUGAUCUUACUGAGUUCGGUUGAUCAAGCAUUGCAUCCCAACUUGAUUAAUUGCAGCAGUCCUCAAGGAAUUUGGGACAAGCUUAAAGCACUAUACGGUGAAGUGAGUGAAGAUGCAGCGGCCAGUGCAUGGCAACAAUACUAUGACUUCAAAAUUGUUGACAGUGAGCCCGUCAACGUGCAGAUAGAGAAGUUUGAAAGUAUUUGUAAGAAACUUGAAAACGCUGGUGAAAAAGUAUCAGAGAAAUCCGUGAUGUCGAACCUUUUGAGCAGUUUGACACCAAGAUUUUCGGCAUUUAGAAUGGCAUGGGAGUGCACUGCCAAGGAUGCACAAAAGAUAGAAAAUCUUACAGUAAGAAUUAUCCGCGAAGAUAAACGGCUGAAAGGAGAUGAAGAAAGUGAGACAACAUUGGCUUUUCAAGUUAAUGCCAUGCGUUUAAAGAAGCAAGAUAGACAAGAAGCAGCAAAGAGAAUUCAAGAACUAAAGAAGAGAACCAGAUGCAAUAAGUGCAAGAAAUUAGGACACUGGAUGCGAGAAUGUCCAGAAAACCUUGAAGAUGAUAGAAAAUAUGCGGGCAAAAAUGACGAGGACUUAAAAACAAUAGAAACCUAUGUUUGUGAAACUUCAGCAUUACACUCAGAAAUAUCCCUUAAAGAAAGAGAUAUUUGGAUAGCAGAUUCAGGAGCGAGUAUGCACAUAGCAUGGGAAAGAGGAAUUUUUACAACCCUACAACCCUCCAAAGAGAUAACAUUUGUAAAGAUUGCGGACAACAAAGUAUUGCACACAGCUGGGAUCGGAACAGUGGACAUCCAAGUAAACCUAAAUGGCUACAAUGGAGAGUCUUCAAAUUAUCGCCUAUGGGAUAAAGAAAGCCGAAAAAUACAUGUGAGCAGUGAUUUCAUCUUCAAUGAAAAACAGGAAGUUAAAGGUAUAGAAAAUAAUGAAAAUAAAUACCAAACUUUUGACCUGAGCCCAGUUACCUCAGAGAGGACAGAGACAGAUGAUCAACAGCAUGAAGAGGGAAGUUCAACAGAAGAAUAG
This is a messenger RNA of Cotesia congregata, 1233 nucleotides long. Lineage: Eukaryota; Metazoa; Arthropoda; Insecta; Hymenoptera; Braconidae. The record is from the annotation of a GenBank genome assembly.